AUGGUGAGCACCGAGUACCUGAAGGCCAUGGUGAGCACAACGGUAAACACCUCCGGGCCAUGGGGAGCACCUCAGGGCCACAUGAGCAUCCUAGGGCCACGUCAGCACGAUAAUUCCGAACGAGUUCUGGGAAGUAAGAGUAGCAACGGCUUGCAGAGAACAGUGUCGUCGGAAUCAACUGACUCAGGCUGUGCUUUGGAUUCCCCCGGUCCUCUGACUCCAGACGACAUCGUGGAAGAAACGUUUGAGAAAACAAUUCUUGAAUCUAGCAGACUGAACAUUCGACUGCCUCUCAGAAGGAUCCAUUCACUGCCACAAAGGCUCCUGGGCUGCAGUCCUGCUCUGAAGAGAAACCAUUCAGAUUCUCUGGAUUGUGAUGCUUUUCAACUAUCAGAACAAGAUGAAAACAAGGAGAAUGAAUCAUUUGAGUUUAAGAAGCCAACCAGGCCAGUUUCUCGUAGCUCUGUGCGUGUCCAUUCCCAUGAUGGAAAAGAUGUUCUCGGCCAAAGGCAGAGCUCAGCCCCAGCUCAGAUAUUUCCCACUGGAGAAGUACCCACGGGUGACCUGGAGAACUACAGGCCAGCUUUCCUGCAGCAGUCUCUAAACUCUUCUGAAAGUGAAGAUGAUGAUGGGUUCCUGGAACUGUUAGAUGAUCGAGACUUGAAGAACGAUGAGGAGGUGCCAUCUGAUGUGGCGAGCCUCUGGACUGCGCCCCUAGUCAUGAGGAAAACGGACAAUCGGGGCAAACGAUGCCGGCUGUUUGGUUCUUCAUCUGUGCCCAGUGUAGGCAGAACUACCCAAAAAAGAAUAGAGAGAUCCCAGGAGGAGAAUUCUCCCGGGAAGAGUAAGAAGAGGAGGAGCCUGCCUGGAACGCUUUCUGAAGACUCAACGAGUUUGAAAAUGGUAAGGACACAAUCUUCUUCAGCAGAGAUUGAGAGCAUUUUGGACAGUGACCAGAGAGACCUUAUUGGUGACUUCUCAAAGGGUUACUUAUUCCACACUGUGGAUGGGAAACAUCAAGAUUUAAAAUAUAUCGACUCAGAAAUGAUUGUGUCCGUGCUGACUGGGAAGUUUGCAAGCUUCAUCAAGGAAUGUGUGAUAAUUGAUUGUAGAUACCCAUAUGAAUAUGAAGGAGGCCACAUUAAGGGUGCUGUAAAUCUUCAUAUGGAAGAGGAUGUGGAAGAUUAUUUGCUUAAGAAGCCAAUCCUGCCAUCGGAGAACAAACGAGUGAUAAUAGUGUUCCACUGUGAAUUUUCUUCCGAGCGAGGUCCUCGAAUGUGCCGGUUUGUGAGAGAGCGAGACAGGCUGGGUAAUGAGUACCCCAAACUCCACUACCCGGAAUUGUAUGUUCUGAAGGGGGGUUACAAGGACUUCUUUUUAAGAUGUCGUAGCUUCUGCGAGCCCCAGAGCUAUCGCCCCAUGCACCACGAGGACUUCAAAGAAGACUUGAAAAGGUUCCGCACCAAAAGUCGAACGUGGGCUGGUGAGAAGAGCAAAAGGGAGUUGUACAGUCGCUUGAAAAAACUCUAAGGGCUGAACCAAACGGCCAAAGACUGCCCGUCGUGGGGGAAGGUUGUAGCGGGAGGGGAGACGCGUCUAUUCCUUGCUUGGGGUUAUCAGGUACCUGCUCUCUCCUCGUCUGAUGUCUUACUGGAAAUACUGUGGAACUUGCACUCGUGCUCACAGGUGUGAGCCUGGUGACCUGGAUGCUGAUUCAGAGCUGACUCUUAAUGUUUUUUGUUAAGCCGCUUGGUAAAAAUGGCUCCUUGCUUUCUGUGACAUCCACAGACGAACUGCCCAACAGUCUGCCCCGCAGAGGGGUGGGAAGAGUUCGUCGUGUGCCAUGUAUGUGGGUCUCAGCCUGGCAUGUGGUGUAAACAGGAUAUUUUAGUGCCUGGGGGGUUUUAAAUUUUUUUUUAAUGCCUUAUUUUAUUUAAAUACAGUCAAAUGAAGCUAAUACCACUGCAAUAGAAUCAUCUGGAUUGUGCUCAAACCUUAUUUCUGCUAAAGGGCAGCCUGCUGUAGGGGGCUUCUAGUUUUUUUUUCUCAGCUGCAGCUCUGAUUCAGGGUUCUGGUAGCAUAAUGCAUUGCAGUGAAGUAAGAUGGGAAGUAGCUCUUCACAGUUAGGGUUUACAAAGCUCAACUGCUGCAUUACACUGAGAAGCCUCUUGAAGGCAAUCUAAGGGAAAACUGCUUAUUGUACAUAGGUAUCAUGUUCUCCUAAUUUAUUUAAUCUAGAUUGCUUUAUUCUAAAGAAGUUUCAAAGUAGGCAGAAUUUCUGGGAACUGAAAUUAAUUCAAAAAUGGGCAUUUUCAGGUGAUCUCAAAAAUACCAUGUGGCAAAGCACUUGCUGGUUUCCUUAACAACAGCAGUUUACUGCUGCUUGCUUCAAGGUUAUGUAUUAUCCCAAAACAUGCCCAGUAAAGCAUCUGGCUGGGGAAUCAUGCUAAUCCCAUUGGCACGCCUCUCCUGAGGCUGCUCUGAAGCUGCUCCUGCGCCGAGGGUUUGACUUCAGAUGUUUGCCAGUUACAGAGUAGUAGAAGAUCCUUCUGCCAAAAAAAAAAAAAGUCCCUUUGUCAGGAAGUAUAAAAAAGAAAUCUCUGAAAGGAGGAGAAAAUGCUAUGCCCCAGCUGAGCCCUGUGGGUUACCCACCGAAAGCAGGUCCACGCUCCCCUGGCAAACCAGCGCCACGAGGCAGGCCAGCCGCGUGCUGGUAGCUCGUCCUCCACCCAUGCAAAUGUCUCAGUGAAACCCCUGCUCCUGCAGGGAGGGCUGCAGCCUGGGAACGGCCGUGCACCCCGGGGCUCUCUGCUGGGUUGCUACUUUAGCAGAAAUCUCGAUGCUUCAUGUGGCUUGAUUCGUACCGUGCAAGCCAGUCUUGCAUGCAGUUGUAUUUAUGUCAAAAAAUACUGCAAUGGAGGUGGUUAUGUGGAGUUUUAACUUGAUUUUUAAGCUAUUUCUUAGGACUUGCAGUUAAUCCUCUUCAGAAGUGAACGGAUAAAUUUUAAACUCUUGAAUGAAUUCUGAUUUUAGAAAUAACAAUUUUUGCUGGCCUCUCAUAAAGCUGAAUACUUUGAAUACUAAGAAAACUAAGAAGUGCUAAAUCAGAAAGGACGUUUACUAAACUGCUCUUUGGGGCAGCAAGCAUAUCCCACAUCUCACCCGGAGGGCCCGAGUUCCCAGCGGAAGCCCCUGAGGUGACCUGGAGGCCUGAGCGGUACGAGGGGGUGGUGUGCCCGUGAGUCAGCCGCGAGGGCCGGCGCUCCUGCGACCCAGGCAGGAGCCUGAGUGACCGCAACUGCUUUUUGAUGCAAGUCCCAUUGCGCUGAACCAAAGUGGUAAAUCAUCCGUUUGGCAAGAGCCUUGCGGACGGUUGCUUUAUGUGAAAGUUAACUUGCUAGCCACCCUCCCGCCAAAAAAAAAAAAAAAAAAAAGGCAGAUGGAGAUUGUUUACUGAGUCGUAAUGCUCUUUUCUGGGCUCGCUCAUCUGCAGCUUCUGCAGCAAAACCAUUAUAGCAAUCUGGCUUUACCGUUGCACUUCCAUGUCUCUAAGUCAGCUAAUUAUUCCAAACUUCCUGAUAUUCAGGAAGCUAAAUGUGUUGUGGGUGUUGCUGUGGUGUGGGUCCAGCAGCACAGAGGGCUUGAGCCGGCGUGUCUGCGUGGUGUAGACGUGCGUGGGGAGGUGCUGGGGUGGGGACGGGGCCCCUCGCUUUGUACCCGACCCGCUCUUCUCCUGCGCGCCGCGUUCACGCGCCCCGGGGUGCGAAGGGGAGGCCGCAGCAGUGUGCGUCUCUGAACAGCGUCUGUAUGGAAGCGGCCUGCGCUCGCGAUAGGCUGCUGCAGGCUACGCGAAUAAAGUACUUAAACUCCA
Messenger RNA from Rhea pennata, 3871 nucleotides. RefSeq names its product cell division cycle 25A (gene CDC25A). The coding region runs from base 1 to 1530 and encodes 509 amino acids. Gene Ontology annotation, cellular component: cytoplasm; nucleus. Gene Ontology annotation, biological process: G2/M transition of mitotic cell cycle; positive regulation of G2/MI transition of meiotic cell cycle; protein dephosphorylation. Lineage: Eukaryota; Metazoa; Chordata; Aves; Rheiformes; Rheidae. Gene Ontology annotation, molecular function: protein tyrosine phosphatase activity. The transcript has 16 exons. The record is from RefSeq and is a predicted model, not a curated record.